This is a messenger RNA of Xenopus tropicalis (tropical clawed frog), 770 nucleotides long. RefSeq names its product sprT-like domain-containing protein Spartan. The record is from RefSeq and is a predicted model, not a curated record. The transcript has 4 exons. Bases 45 to 770 code for a protein of 241 amino acids. Gene Ontology annotation, biological process: DNA damage response. Gene Ontology annotation, molecular function: metalloendopeptidase activity; single-stranded DNA binding. Lineage: Eukaryota; Metazoa; Chordata; Amphibia; Anura; Pipidae.
UCAGUUGGUACCAACUGCGCUAGAGAGACACAAGCUGGAGGAGGAUGGGCUUGUUUUUCUCAUCGCCGAGUUGCUCUUCGGAGCAGAUUUCGACACCAUAUUCACCUGAUUUUUCUUCUAAUCAUCAUUCUACCGAAAAUGUAACUUCUCAGGCUCGUGAAAAGCGUUCUGUAGCUUGUCAGACUGAUGGGGAUCCUGGUGUGACUCAGCCAGCUAUUGAGCAGCUGUCGGUUGUGGAUCCAUAUUGGGAGGUGCUGGACCCCAAACCUGAUAUCCACGCCCUAUUUAACGAGUUUAAUAAGAGAUUCUUUCGUGGACUGUUGCCGCCAAUUGACCUUAAAUGGAGUAACAGGUUAUGCAUCACUGCGGGAAUUUGCAUCCAAGAUAAUAUAAGUGGAAAAUGCAGAAUUCGCCUGAACAAACCUCUCCUUGAUUUACGACCAAGGAAAAAUACAGUGGAAACGCUCCUGCAUGAAAUGAUCCACUACUACCAGCGACUCAGAGGAACAAGUGAUAUAGAUCAUGGCGCAACCUUUCAUUUUCACAUGGAACGAAUCAAUAGAGAAAGUGGCGCAAAUAUUACGGUCUAUCAUGAUUUUGAUCGAGAAUACGAGUCACUGAAGCGCCACUGGUGGAAAUGCAAUGGUCCCUGUGCACAAGUAGUGAGGCGGCUUGCGGACAGGACUCCGGGCUCCAAGGCGCACAAGCGCAAAUGUGGAGGAGAAUUUAUAAAGGUCCGAGAACCAAAGAGAAUGAGAACUGACCUAUAG